Molecule: messenger RNA, 836 nt
Organism: Bactrocera oleae (olive fruit fly)
Lineage: Eukaryota; Metazoa; Arthropoda; Insecta; Diptera; Tephritidae
Source: RefSeq, a predicted model, not a curated record
UCAACAUUUUCCAAUCAAUAAAAAGCCACCACUUUCGAGUGCCGCAACCAGUUUUCUGUGAAUGCUGUGCGAGACAUCAGCGAAACUGUCGUGAAGAUGAACAAAUUUACGGUGAUUUUUGUUGCCUUAGCCGUUUUGGGCGCCGUUAAUGCCUACGGCGCUGGCGGUGGCUCUAAAUAUGGUGGUAGUGGGGGCUUUGGACCAGGAGGCGGUGGUGGCGGCUUUGGACCAGGCGGCGGUGGUGGCGGCUUUGGUCCAGGCGGUGGAGGCGGUGGUGGCGCUGGUGGAGGUGGUGGCGGUGGACAUGGUGGUGGCGGCGGAUUCGGACCCGGAGGCGGUGGUGGUGGAUUCGGCCCCGGAGGUGGUGGUGGUGGAAUCGGCCCAGGAGGUGGUGGCGGUUUCGGACCAGGUGGCGGCGGCGGCUCUGGUGGUGGUGGUGGCCACGGUGGUGGUGGUGGAAUCGGUGGUGGUGGUUUCGGACCAGGCGGCGGUGGCGGUUUCGGACCAGGUGGCGGUGGCGGUUUCGGACCAGGCGGCGGUGGCGGUUUCGGACCUGGCGGCGGUGGCGGUGGCGGCUCUGGUGGUGGUGGUGGUGGUGGUGAUGGCUUUGGUUCAGGUGGCGGCUUCGGCUCAGGCAGUGCAGGCGGUUUCGGCUCAAGUGGUGGCCAUGGCUCAAGUGGCGGUCAUGGCGGUUACAAAAAGCAUGGCUAUUAGAUUAAAUGAACUGCUUUUAUUUUGCUGUGAUUUUUUAACUGUGAAAAUAUGUGUAUAUAGUUUUCGUCUGGAAGAAACCGUAGAAUAUGUUUGAUAAAAUAAAUUUGUUUUUAUAUAACUAC